Molecule: messenger RNA, 1612 nt
Organism: Myotis brandtii (Brandt's bat)
Lineage: Eukaryota; Metazoa; Chordata; Mammalia; Chiroptera; Vespertilionidae
Gene: CRNN
Product: cornulin
Exons: 3
Coding region: 43-1527 (494 amino acids)
Biological process (GO): regulation of phosphatidylinositol 3-kinase/protein kinase B signal transduction; cellular response to cytokine stimulus; positive regulation of cell cycle G1/S phase transition
Cellular component (GO): cytoplasm
Molecular function (GO): calcium ion binding; transition metal ion binding
Source: RefSeq, a predicted model, not a curated record
CCACUUGCCUCACCCCGCCUGUGCAUUAGCUUGACUACCAAGAUGCCUCAAUUACUGCGAAACAUCAAUGGCAUCAUCGACGCCUUCCAACGCUACGCCAGGACAGAGGGCAACUGCAUGGUGCUCAGUCGGGGGGAACUGAAAAGGCUCCUGGAGCAGGAGUUUGCUGACGUCAUCGUGAAACCCCACGACCCGGCCACCGUGGAUCAGGUCCUGCGCCUGCUGGAUGAAGACCAGACAGGGACCGUAGAAUUCAAGGAAUUCCUGGUCUUGGUGUUUAAAGUCGCACAGGCCUGUUUUAAGACGUUGAGUGAGGGUCCUGAGGGAGCUUGUGGACCUCAAGAGUCUGGAAGCUUCCCCCGUGGGGCCUCUGCGGAGCUGGGAGAAGGACAGAGAAGUGUCACAGAAGUGGGAGGCGGUGGGAAAGGACAGCGUCAUGAGGGGAGCAGUGGUGGCCAGGGCAGGCAGGCUUCCAGAGGGCAAGACGGGGCUGGGGCACACACCCAGGGGCCAGACAUCAGCUCUUCUCAGGUCAGUCACCAGGAGGGGCAGCACGCAUCCCAGAGACAGAAGAGAGAGAGCCAGCAGACACAAGUGAGGGGGCACGUGGAGCCAAACCAGAGAGUGGGAGAAGACCAGAGUCAUCAGACCAGUGAGUGGGUGUCGGAGAGACAGUCACAGACUAGAGAACAGAACAGAGCCCACCAGACACGUGGGACUGUUACUGGCACCGUAACUCAGACCCAGACAGGUGCCACCCAAACCACGGAGUGGGACAGGAGCCAGAUGAGCCAGGUAGCCACUAGAGGACACGAUCAGAUACCUACAGGGUCACACACCCAGACCGUACAGCAGGACAGGAGCCACCAGGCAGGAAGCACUAGCACCCAGCCACGGGAGUCCACCCAUGGCCAGACCAGAGGAACUGAGACCCACACUCAAGACAGGAGCCAGAUGAGCCAGGUAGCCACGGGAGGGCAUGUUCAGACACAGACAGGGUCACACACCCAGACCACACAGCAGGACAGGAGCCACCAGGCCGGAAGCACUAGCACCCAGCCACGGGAGUCCACCCAUGGCCAGACCAGAGGAACUGAGACCCACACUCAAGACAGGAGCCAGAUGAGCCAGGUAGCCACGGGAGGGCAUGUUCAGACACAGACAGGGUCACACACCCAGACCGCACAGCAGGACAGGAGCCAGACAGGGGCUAGAGGACAGGGACAGACCCAGACGCAGUCAGGCAGCUGUGAGGCAGAAGAGACCGUGCCAGGAGGUCAAGCCCAGGCUGGGACCAGCACCCCGACAGGCACACAGGACAGCAGCAGCACUCACCCAGGGAGCAGUGGGACAGGAGGGCAGGAUGAAAGAGAGCCCCUGGUCAAGGAAGAGUGGGUUGAUGACCAGACAAGGGACACAGUGAUUGGAAGGCAGGACCAGGGCAGCCUGCACACCGCCCAACCGGAAGGGAAGCGAGAGCUCACAGCCAGGGGGCUGUAUUCCUACUUCACAAGCAACAAGCCAUGAGCGUCCCAGCCCUGGAUCCCAGUGCCCAGUGCCAGAAGAAGACAGCUGGAGAGGCAUUGGCUUAUGCUUCCCUGGCCAGUCCGGC